Molecule: messenger RNA, 2174 nt
Organism: Drosophila virilis
Lineage: Eukaryota; Metazoa; Arthropoda; Insecta; Diptera; Drosophilidae
Product: ATP-binding cassette sub-family G member 1
Biological process (GO): transmembrane transport
Cellular component (GO): membrane
Molecular function (GO): ATP binding; ABC-type transporter activity; ATP hydrolysis activity
Source: RefSeq, a predicted model, not a curated record
UUAAAUAUAUAUAUAUAUAUAUAUAUAUAUACAAACAUGGAUAGUAGCAAAUUGUUAAAAAAUGUUUAUGGCAUCGAUAUACACUUUGAAGAUCUCGUCUAUCAGGUUAAUGAGUCAAAGCGAAAAGAAAAAAAGAAGGUGCUCAAGGGCAUUACGGGCACAUUUAAAUCGGGCGAAUUGACUGCCAUUAUGGGCCCUUCAGGGGCCGGCAAAUCUAGUCUUAUGAACAUUCUGACUGGCCUUACCAAAACCGGCGUAACGGGCACCAUUGAAAUUGGCCACAAGGCGCGCAAGCUGUGCGGCUACAUUAUGCAGGAUGAUCAUUUCUAUCCCUUCUUCACCGUGGAGGAGACGAUGCUGCUGGCAGCAACUCUCAAGAUUUCCAACAAAUGUGUUAGCAUGAAGGAAAAGCGCAUUUUGAUCGACCACUUGUUGAACACAUUGAAGCUAACCAAUGCGAAGCAAACGAGAUGCUCGAAGCUGAGUGGUGGCCAGAAGAAGCGCCUAUCCAUUGCCCUGGAGCUGGUAGACAAUCCCGCAGUGCUAUUUUUAGACGAGCCCACAACGGGCCUGGAUAGUUCGUCCUCAUUUGACACCAUACAGCUGCUGCGUAGUCUGGCGAACGAGGGUCGCACCAUUGUGUGCACAAUCCAUCAGCCAUCGACGAACAUUUACAAUCUGUUCAAUCUGAUCUAUGUGCUCAGUUCGGGUCAAUGCACCUACCAGGGCACGCCCCAAAAUACGGUGAUGUUUCUGAAAACGAUCGGACUUGAAUGUCCCGCCUACCACAAUCCAGCGGAUUUCUUGCUGGAAUGUGUGAAUGGUGAUUUUGAAGAUCACACCGAGGCCUUAACUGAAUGCGCCAAGGACACGCGCUGGCGAUACGAUGUGUCGGAAACGCCAUCCGAAACGCAAGUGGCCAAGUUCAAUGAAUCGCACACCCAAGGCCAGGCAGCCCAGCCCAAAAUACAGAAGGUGGACUCAACAAAGGAACUCAUUAAACACACCUAUCCGCCGCCCGAAUGGAUGCGUUUGUGGCUGUUAAUUGGACGUUGUCACUUGCAAUUCUUCAGGGAUUGGACCUUAACAUAUCUUAAGCUUGGCAUGCAUAUACUUAGUGCUAUCAUGAUUGGCCUGUUCUUUGGUGAUUCCGGCAUAAAUGCAACCAAGCAAAUAUCGAAUGUGGGCAUGAUUAUGAUACACUGUACAUACCUCUGGUAUACGACCAUAAUGCCGGGAAUAUUGCGCUAUCCAUUGGAGAUUGAGAUAAUCAAGAAGGAAACCUUUAACAAUUGGUACAAGCUGAAAACCUACUACGUGGCCACCAUGAUAACAUCGACACCCGUGCAUAUAAUCUUCUCCACAGUUUAUAUAACUAUUGGCUACAUGAUGACCGAUCAGCCGGUUGAACUGGAUCGUUUUGUCAAAUACCUGCUGACGGCUGUGGUCGUAACCAUCUGUGCAGAUGGCUUGGGUGUAUUCCUAGGCACAAUACUGAAUCCGGUGAAUGGCACCUUUGUUGGCGCCGUUUCGACGUGUUUUAUGCUCAUGUUUUCGGGUUUCCUGAUCCUGCUGACGCACAUACCUCCCGCAUUGCAAUUCAUUGCCGCCCUAUCGCCGAUGCGCUAUGCCCUGGAGAAUAUGGUUAUGUCGUUGUAUGGGAACCAACGCGACAAGCUAGAAUGUCCAUCGAACGAAUUGUACUGUCACUUCAAAAAUGCCAUUACGGUGCUACGUCAAUUUGGCAUGGAACAUGGCGAUUUUGGCUAUAACAUCAUGAUGAUUCUGGGCCAAAUAUUGCUAUUCAAGAUCAUGGCCUACUUUACACUCAAGCGUAAAAUCAAAUCAAUUUGAUUCGUUUUAGUGGCCUAGUAUUGAGCUUAAUAUAAAUUAAAUGUGAUUUUAUGUUACUUAUCGCUUAGUUCAAGUGAACUAUAUUUUACAUCGGCGUGUGAUACUUUAACUAAUGCUACCUGUUGCUGUACUACAUACUACGUGUAAACAUAGCGAAUAUAGAUUUUAUACGGUUAUACAAUUUUUCAUACGCAUGUACAUACAUAUAAAGGACUAUACAUAUGUAUAUAUGUCAUUCGAUUAGUUAUCAGAUAAAAUAGGACAUAGUAAGAAAAUUGAUGUACGAAUAAAAUGGACAAGUUAAUAGAAAAGAAACUUUA